AUGGGUCGUAAAAAAAUCAAAAUCCAACCCAUCAAGGAUGAUCGUAAUCGUCAGGUCACAUUUCUGAAACGAAAGCAAGGUCUCAUGAAAAAGGCUUAUGAAUUAAGUGUGUUGUGUGAUUGUGAGAUUGCCUUGAUCAUUUUUAAUUCGAGCGGCAAGUUGGUGCAGUACGCAAGUACCGAGAUUGACAAGAUUCUCCUCAAGUAUACUGAUGUAAGCUCGCUUGUGCACGCAACUUGCUAUUGUUACUGCGGUUAA
Messenger RNA from Zychaea mexicana, 258 nucleotides. RefSeq lists its product as uncharacterized. Gene Ontology annotation, molecular function: RNA polymerase II cis-regulatory region sequence-specific DNA binding; protein dimerization activity; DNA-binding transcription factor activity, RNA polymerase II-specific. The transcript is spliced from 2 exons. The record is from RefSeq and is a predicted model, not a curated record. The coding region runs from base 1 to 258 and encodes 85 amino acids. NCBI's taxonomy places the organism in Eukaryota, Fungi, Mucoromycota, Mucoromycetes, Mucorales, Lichtheimiaceae. Gene Ontology annotation, biological process: positive regulation of transcription by RNA polymerase II.